This is a messenger RNA of Gaeumannomyces tritici R3-111a-1, 2085 nucleotides long. RefSeq lists its product as hypothetical. Gene Ontology annotation, biological process: glycine catabolic process. Gene Ontology annotation, cellular component: mitochondrion. NCBI's taxonomy places the organism in Eukaryota, Fungi, Ascomycota, Sordariomycetes, Magnaporthales, Magnaporthaceae. The transcript has a single exon. Bases 131 to 1567 code for a protein of 478 amino acids. The record is from RefSeq and is a predicted model, not a curated record. Gene Ontology annotation, molecular function: protein binding; aminomethyltransferase activity.
GAACCGACCUGGGCACACCUACCACGGCGGGCAUGUGUCGGACCCUGUUGGCCGAGUUGUAGCCAUGUAUAAGGCUUCAUCCAUGAUAGCACUUUCUGCGGAAACGGAAAGGACACCGUCGUGAGCAAAGAUGAGUGGCCUCAGAUCAGUAACGAGCCUUAGUAGGCAAUCCAAUUCGGUGCUGCGCCAGGCGUCGUCGUACCGGGGCCUCUCCCGCCUAUCGCCGGCCGCCUCCACAUUCCCGGCACUGGCACAGCACAAGCCAUGGCCAGCAGCGGCCCUCACUAGCGGAACCAUGGCCGGCAGCUGGGUCGGACCUAGACGUUGCUUCGCCUCCGAGUCGGACGGCAAGGAGCUUGGCAAGACACCGCUUUACCACCUCCACGUCACGCACGGGGCCAAGAUGGUGCCGUUCGGCGGCUUCCACAUGCCGGUGCAGUACUCCAGCAAGUCGGUGAGCGCGUCGCACCACUUCACGCGCGAGCGGGCGUCGCUGUUCGACGUUAGCCACAUGGUGCAGCGGCGCUUUAGCGGCAGGGGGGCCGCCGCCUUCCUCGAGCUCGUGACGCCGUCGGGCAUCGCCGACCUCGCGGUCCACCACAGCACGCUCACGACGCUGCUGCACCGCGGCACGGGCGGCAUCGUCGACGACUGCAUCGUCACCCGCCUCGACGACCACCUCUUCUACGUCGUCACCAACGCCGCCUGCCGCGACAAAGACGACGCCUACUUUGCGAAGGAGCUAGCCGCCUGGGCCAAGUCCCACUCGGGCGCCGCCGCGACCGCGGUGGAGCAUGAGAUCCUAGCGUACCGCGGCCUGGUGGCGCUGCAGGGACCCCUGAGCGCCGAGAUCCUGACGGGGAUACUGGCCGAGCCGGCCGAGGUGGACGUGCCGUCGUUGCACUUUGGCACGUCGCGCUUCGGCCAGGUCCGGCUGCUGGGCAUGGAGGUGUCGAGCCCCUUGCUCAUCAGCCGCGGCGGCUACACGGGCGAGGACGGGUUCGAGAUCUCGAUCCCGGCAGACGAGACGACACCCGUGGUCGAGGCCCUCCUGGCCUGGGCGGGCCCGGACAGGCUCGCGCUGGCGGGGCUGGGCGCCCGCGACAGCCUGCGGCUCGAGGCCGGCAUGUGCCUGUACGGCCACGACCUCGACGACUCGACCACGCCCGUCGAGGCCGGCCUGGCCUGGGUCAUCCCCAAGGCGCGCCGCCGCGCCGACGCCGGGUUCCACGGCGCCGAGGUCGUGGUGCCGUCGCUCACGCUCAAGAGUAAAGGGGGCGCCGGCGUGGAGCGCCGGAGGGUGGGGCUGGUGGUUGAGGGCGCGCCGGCGCGCGAGGGGGCCGAGAUCGUCGGCGGCGAGGACGGCGGGGAAAAGCUCGGGGUGGUGACGAGCGGGUGCCCCAGCCCGACGCUGGGCAAGAAUAUCGCCAUGGGCUACAUCAAGGACGGGUUCCACAAGGCCGGCACCGAGGUGGCCGUGCUCGUCAGGGGCAAGCCGCGCAAGGCCGUCGUCACCAAGAUGCCCUUCGUGCCCACCAAGUACUGGAAGGGUUCGGCGCCGGCUUAGACGGUGCCAAAUCUAUGUGGGGGUAUUGCAGCCGGGAGGUCGGUACGAGAUGGACAUCUUGAGACUUCUUAGAUGGGAGCUACAGGUCACCCUUCAUACACUGCAGUAAUGAGACGAUCAUGGGAACCUCGACGACGCGACGCGGCAUUUAGAGGAAUCAAGUCAACUGAUCACCUCCUCUCCAGCAUGUGAUAGAAGGCGUAGGUGCCCGGUCUUAAACAUGCAAUGCCUUCCCGCGUGCUCCUGCUGCCGCGGUCACGCCAAAGAAACCUGUAGUCCGGGCUGGCCGCGAAACGAGAACAGGGACCGCGGGGUUUGGUUUGUUGCCGUAUUUUCCAUGGGAAGCCAUCAUGCACAACUGCUUCCGACCUCCCUCAAACUUAACGGCAUUGUUUUUUUUCAUCUUGCAACUGUAAUCUCCGUCAACCGUGCGAAUCAAGCGGCCGGGACAUGGUGUAUUUUUCACCGACUUCUUGGAGACGUGCGUUGCUUGUGUUGUGUGGAAAAUGGAAGCAGAA